Molecule: messenger RNA, 3759 nt
Organism: Physeter macrocephalus (sperm whale)
Lineage: Eukaryota; Metazoa; Chordata; Mammalia; Artiodactyla; Physeteridae
Product: autophagy-related protein 13-like
Exons: 4
Biological process (GO): autophagosome assembly; mitophagy; protein localization to phagophore assembly site
Cellular component (GO): cytosol; phagophore assembly site; Atg1/ULK1 kinase complex
Source: RefSeq, a predicted model, not a curated record
GAAGCGGAUGAAAACAAACAGUAAUGAUGGCGGCGCCGGGAAGCGACCGGCUGCUGGGCUGAAGGCAGGAGUGAUCACUUGAGCUGUGUGGGAAGCCCUGAAGAGCGCCUGUAGACGUGAGGGUGACUGUUGACUAGUGAAAAAAGGGACCCAAGGUUCACGACUCUCUUACUGGCAGUGGAAUGACCUGUGGAAACCUGCGAUCCAUUCUCAUUAAGUAAAUCUCUGGAUUCUUAUAGGCAAUGGAAACUGAUCUCAAUUCCCAGGACAGAAAGGACCUGGACAAAUUCAUUAAGUUUUUUGCCCUCAAGACUGUCUAAGUGAUUGUCCAGGCUCGACUGGGCGAGAAGAUUUGUACUCGUUCAUCUUCUUCCCCAACGGGUUCAGACUGGUUCAAUUUAGCAAUCAAAGACAUCCCAGAGGUUACACAUGAAGCAAAGAAGGCGCUGGCAGGGCAGCUGCCUGCCAUCGGGAGGUCUAUGUGUGUGGAGAUCUCACUCAAGACUUCUGAGGGAGAUUCCAUGGAGCUAGAAAUCUGGUGUCUGGAAAUGAAUGAAAAGUGUGAUAAAGAAAUCAAAGUUUCCUAUGCCGUGUACAACAGACUGCCGUUGCUACUGAAGUCUCUCCUUGCUAUAACUAGGGUGACACCAGCUUACAGACUCUCCAGGAAACAAGGGCAUGAAUAUGUCAUAUUGUAUAGAAUAUAUUUUGGGGAAGUUCAGCUGAAUGGCUUAGGAGAAGGUUUCCAGACAGUUCGUAUUGGGACAGUGGGUACCCCUGUGGGCACCAUCACUCUUUCUUGUGCUUACAGAAUUAACUUGGCAUUCAUGUCCACCAGGCACUUUGAGAGGACCCCACCUAUCAUGGGGAUUAUUAUUGAUCACUUUGUGGACCGUCCCUAUCCCAGCUCCUCACCCAUGCAUCCCUGCAAUUACGGAACCGCUGGUGAGGACAUUGGAGUAACAUAUCCUUCUGUGGAAGAUUCUCAAGAAGUGUGUACCACCUCUUUUUCCACCUCCCCUCCAUCCCAGCUCAUGGUUUCCGGGAAGGAAGGUGGGGUACCCCUUCCUCCCAACCAGCCUGCCCAUGGUGCCCAGGCUGGUGACCAGGAGAGACUGGCAACCUACACCCCUUCUGAUGGGGCCCACUGUGCUGCCACCCCUUCCAGCAGUGAGGAUACUGAAGCUGUGUCAAACAGCAGUGAGGGACGGGCCUCCCCCCAUGAUGUCUUGGAGACCAUCUUUGUCCGGAAAGUGGGGGCUUUUGUCAACAAACCCAUCAACCAGGUGACCCUGACCAGUUUGGACAUACCCUUUGCCAUGUUUGCUCCCAAGAAUUUGGAGCUGGAGGAUGUGGAUCCCAUGGUGAAUCCUCCAGAUUCCCCAGAGACUACAUCUCCUCUUCAGGGCAGCCUGCACUCUGAUGGCUCCAGUGGGGGCAGCAGUGGCAAUACCCAGGACGACUUUGUCAUGAUCGACUUCAAACCAGCUUUUUCUAAAGACGACAUUCUUCCGAUGGACUUGGGGACCUUCUAUCGUGAAUUUCAGAACCCCCCUCAGCUGAGCAGCCUCUCCAUAGAUAUCGGGGCACAGUCCAUGGCUGAGGACUUGGACUCACUACCAGAGAAGCUGGCUGUGCACGAGAAGAAUGUCCGAGAAUUUGAUGCCUUUGUAGAAACCCUGCAGUGGCCCUCUGCUUAUACCGCCCUCAGCAGCUGCUUCACAAAGGCUUUCAUCCCUCUCCUCCUGCCGGCCCCCUGCCCCGGGUUUGCCCAGCAGCUGGCCCCUCGCCUGCCUGCCGUUGCCAUCCACCAUUCGACCUUCCAGCUGGUGGCCCAGAGACUGGCAGCAGCCUUUCUUCAGGACCCCAUCAGUGAGAGGCCAGGGAGGCUGAGCCCUGACUUUGAGCUGAGCCUGGGAGGAGCAGAGCAACUGUCAAGGCCGGCCCUUGUCCCUCAGCCCUGUACAGUGAAAGGUAUGAGCCCUAGACGGACCUGCACAGCACCCCCGGGACAGGGCUGGGACCAGUCGUGUCUCCAGCUUUGGCCGGGUACCCCUGUGGGCACCAUCACUCUUUCUUGUGCUUACAGAAUUAACUUGGCAUUCAUGUCCACCAGGCACUUUGAGAGGACCCCACCUAUCAUGGGGAUUAUUAUUGAUCACUUUGUGGACCGUCCCUAUCCCAGCUCCUCACCCAUGCAUCCCUGCAAUUACGGAACCGCUGGUGAGGACAUUGGAGUAACAUAUCCUUCUGUGGAAGAUUCUCAAGAAGUGUGUACCACCUCUUUUUCCACCUCCCCUCCAUCCCAGCUCAUGGUUUCCGGGAAGGAAGGUGGGGUACCCCUUCCUCCCAACCAGCCUGCCCAUGGUGCCCAGGCUGGUGACCAGGAGAGACUGGCAACCUACACCCCUUCUGAUGGGGCCCACUGUGCUGCCACCCCUUCCAGCAGUGAGGAUACUGAAGCUGUGUCAAACAGCAGUGAGGGACGGGCCUCCCCCCAUGAUGUCUUGGAGACCAUCUUUGUCCGGAAAGUGGGGGCUUUUGUCAACAAACCCAUCAACCAGGUGACCCUGACCAGUUUGGACAUACCCUUUGCCAUGUUUGCUCCCAAGAAUUUGGAGCUGGAGGAUGUGGAUCCCAUGGUGAAUCCUCCAGAUUCCCCAGAGACUACAUCUCCUCUUCAGGGCAGCCUGCACUCUGAUGGCUCCAGUGGGGGCAGCAGUGGCAAUACCCAGGACGACUUUGUCAUGAUCGACUUCAAACCAGCUUUUUCUAAAGACGACAUUCUUCCGAUGGACUUGGGGACCUUCUAUCGUGAAUUUCAGAACCCCCCUCAGCUGAGCAGCCUCUCCAUAGAUAUCGGGGCACAGUCCAUGGCUGAGGACUUGGACUCACUACCAGAGAAGCUGGCUGUGCACGAGAAGAAUGUCCGAGAAUUUGAUGCCUUUGUAGAAACCCUGCAGUAAAAGUUGGUGUCCUCGAGUACCAGCAGCAUCCCCUUUUUGUGGUCCCAGGAGACAGAGAGCCUCCCACUCUUCAGCUGCUCCCAUCCCUUGUCCCGCUUCAAGCCAGGUGGAGGGGAGGCUGGUUCCCCCACGGGGACCCGGAAGUCCCUGCUCUUGCACUCCUGGAGACUCACGGCAGCAGUGAAGGCCAGUGAUAGCAUUUGAGAGGACUCACCCUCUGACCUCCCUCUGCAGGGCCCUCUGCUUAUACCGCCCUCAGCAGCUGCUUCACAAAGGCUUUCAUCCCUCUCCUCCUGCCGGCCCCCUGCCCCGGGUUUGCCCAGCAGCUGGCCCCUCGCCUGCCUGCCGUUGCCAUCCACCAUUCGACCUUCCAGCUGGUGGCCCAGAGACUGGUAUGGAGGCAGAAAGAGAAAGGAGACAGUGCUAGGAGGAGGAAGGAAGGAAGCUCUCCUUCAGGGUCUUUCUCCUUUAGUUCUGGUAUCUUCUUCCUCUCUCUCUCUCCCCUCUCUCUGCCCUGUGCCUGUAUUUUUGGCAGUAUGGCAGGCUUCCUGCCCAAGGUGAUGAGAACCCUAAAGUCAGCCAUUCCCACCCUUGAAGGCUGUGCCAGCCCAUCCGAGCAGCCCUGGCGGCUGCCUGUGCUCAGCUACAUGGAAACAGAAGCCUCCCUCUCUAGGAUUCUGUCAUUGGAGUAUCACAGCAAAGGUUCUUCUCUUUCCUCUCCCUUCCCCUGUCAUUGCUCCUUGGUUAUAGAACCCAGUAAAUAUUUAUUACUUUCAGAGGAAAAAAAAAAAAU